AUGGAUGAACAUUUCGAGAGUGCUCUACACUAUGGGCACACAGGAAGGGCCAUCUAUCUGCCCGACACGCGCUCCUGGUCCUUUACUCGUUCAUUUAAACGGCCUUCCUUAAUCUCAAAUACCGGGUUGACUCGAACAACCGUUCCGUCACCACUUGCCCCAGCCCAACGUCAACAGUUCAUCGAGCAUCUGCCUUCUGCAGGCCAGGGUCUGAUUCCGAAAGUACUGCCCGAUCUUGCAUCUGAUUGGUCCUCUGUGCGAAAUGAUUCGUUUUCACGAGCAGUCACGAAUACGAUCAAGUCUUACGAUCCCCAAGCAUCUACUUUACUCGAUCUUGGAUACGCUGAUCCUGCCCUGGAGAAUCUGAAUGCUCGGCAGAACGUCGCUAUUGCCGCUGCCGUGACUGGCGAAUGCGGCAAUAUAAUCACUUUCCGUGUAAUGGAAGAAGAUCAUAUCCAACUAGAUGACGACCACCCACUGCAUAUUCCAUGUAUCGGCGAUGACGAUGGCGAUGACACCGAAUGGUCGAGACGAGGAGCCCCGAUCCUCCAAGUCUGCUUUGCACGAUCAUUGGAGGAAAGACCACACUGGAUGGCAGCUCGACUGCCCGACGUAACAGUGAUAUUUCGCCCUCGUUUAUAUCGUCGUGAGGCUGUGCCGAUAUACGUUCCCGAAAACGACAUUUCAGAAUUUGCAGUUCCGCGUCGAAAUUCCCCGCUUGAUGCAAACCCCGUAUUGGAAAUAUCAAUCAUGCAGACUGGAGGCGCACCGCAUGCUGAUGUUACGUUCAAUCCUUGGUAUCCUCGUCAAUUUGGCAUCGUCGAUACUGAGGGGCAUUGGAGUAUUUGGGAGAUUACUGGUCACCCUCGGAAACGGAAGUCGGCUUUUGCGGCGAAAUGUCUGAAGAGGGGCUCGCUGCCUUGGAUGGAUCAGUUUCAGGAUCCGAAUGGUCCUCAGUAUGAUGGGUGGUCAUCGAUCGAGUGGGUCGGUGAUGUUUCAACGGUCCUUGUCUCUGAUCGUCGUUGUGUCAUGGUCUCUCCAAUAGUCGGCGAGGAUAGUCAAGCUUAUCCUGUUGAAUUGGGGUUGACUUUGCAGUCUGAAUGGGUCCUGGAAGUACUCAGAAGUGCCCAGAAUACAUCACACUUCUUCGUUCUCACCACCACUCGACUGCUCUGGUUUGAUAUGGGAAAUGCACGGCCGAAUAGGAGCGGGGAGAUGCAACCUCUGGGGGCUCGGCUGGCCUGGCGUCACUUCCGAGAUCCCGAGGACCUCACAUUACGUCUAAGUAGUGUGCAGAUGGGAAACAAUCUACAGAUCGUCCUUUACUCCCGCCUCACCACACUUGUGCAGACAUUUCAAGUUCCUGUGAUCAACGAGGAACAGACUGAGUCUGGCUCUGUAUCCGACUCCGUUAUGCUCGAUAUCCCAUCAACAAUCGAGGUAUCUUCUCUCGGAGAAAUUUCUCAUACGCCUUAUUCGACCUUUGUAUUCCGACAAGUUGGCUAUGCUCCCAUCAACCCAGCAAUCACAGAGUACAACACUGACAUGACUCUCGUCAAAUUAUUCUGGUCAGACUCAAACUUUGCUGUCCACGAAACUCUAUUUCGAGGUGCAGAUGCAAAGAGCGACGAGCAGGAUGAACUUGGCGAGGAGAGCCAUGGAAGUCAUGUCUUACAAUUGAGAAAGAAGCUACCUAACUUACGUUCAAAGUUGAAAGACGACGAUGACAACGACGAGUUUAUUGUCGAUGACUGGGAUGAAUCUACGGUUGCUCCCCCCACGCGCGGUGAUUCCGAGUCGCUUCUACGGCCUACUCUGAGCCAAUUGGCCAAGGGGUUACAAAACAAUACUCUGAGCACGCUCACCGAGUGGAACGCCACUGAAACAAUGCUCGAGUUAAGUGAUGGCCGGCCCUUACUGGAUGAUAUCGACCAGGGUGCCGAGGAUCUAGCUGGACUAGUCGCAACUGCUCUGAGAUUCGAGGAUACCGAAGCCCAGAGAAGCUUUAUGGUUUUGCCGCUCCAUCUUUCGAAAUUAUUUCAUGGCGUUCUUAACGUACCCCAGGGAGCCCGCUCCGGAUUGGAUUUCUUGGAUACAUAUGAACAGCUUGUCACGGAUUGGGUCACCAGUCUUCCCCAUGGAAUAAAUGGUAUACCCGACCAAACCCGAAUUCUGAAGGAGAAAAUGAUCCGCCAAAUAGCUCUCGACCUCUGCCUGGCACGCCUUAUCCGAAUUUCCAAUACAACCGACUCCAAAGCGGCCCGGACCGUGGCCGUCGAAUCGACGAACCAACAUCAACCUCCCGUGAAUCCAACGAAAUCAUCUUCAGGAAAUGCCAUCCAAUUACCCUCCUCUCAGUGGCAGCUACCGAGCAGUCAGAUAUUGCCUACGCAACAGGACAGCUCGAGUCAGGUGCCGCCAAGCUCGGCACCCUCCGCACCCGAGGAACCCGUCCAUGAGAACCAGAACAAACUAUACAGCAACCUGGCCGCAUUCACAACCUUCCGAGAACCACGUCGACAACCACGAAACGUAGCCAUGCUCCUCUCCCACUGGAAACCCGGCACAGACCCAUCAACCUACGAAUGGAACAAAACAUCACAAAUGCUAGAGAACGAGGAAAGCCAAAGAAUGUCCGCACCCGGGACCCCACGACGUAGCCGAAGCCAAAGCAAGCGAUCCCGAUCCCGAUCAAAGUCUGUCGCGCCGGAGGCUUCAACUUCAACUUCGGCUUCGGCUUCGGCUUCAGCUACGGCUACAAGUGCAAGUGCAACAGCCCUGCCACCUACCCCCGUCGCACCCAUGAUACGGGCAAGAGCAAGUCAACCCAGUUGGACGGCUGUCACCUCUUCUUUACCAAUGGCUAGCAGUCAACCGACACUCGAUGAAGUGCCAAUGACUCAAAUUGAACGCGGGCCGUUUGGGGCGCGCGAAGGGUUGAAGAAGACGCCUAAGGCGAAAAAGAAGAGGCGAGCUGCUGGGUUUUAG
Messenger RNA from Penicillium waksmanii, 2988 nucleotides. RefSeq lists its product as uncharacterized. Bases 1 to 2988 code for a protein of 995 amino acids. The record is from RefSeq and is a predicted model, not a curated record. Gene Ontology annotation, biological process: nucleolar large rRNA transcription by RNA polymerase I. The transcript has 2 exons. Lineage: Eukaryota; Fungi; Ascomycota; Eurotiomycetes; Eurotiales; Aspergillaceae. Gene Ontology annotation, cellular component: RNA polymerase I core factor complex. Gene Ontology annotation, molecular function: RNA polymerase I general transcription initiation factor binding; RNA polymerase I transcription regulatory region sequence-specific DNA binding.